GGCCAGUGACGCACUUACCCGGGCGACUGACGUCACUGCCGAGCGCCGGCGGCACGUUGGCCGGGCCUCCGCGGGCUUUUCCUGCGGUAAAAAUGGCUAUGGCCAGUGAUUUCUACCUGCGCUACUACGUAGGGCACAAGGGCAAGUUUGGACACGAGUUUCUGGAGUUCGAGUUUCGGCCAGACGGAAAGCUUAGAUAUGCCAACAACAGCAAUUAUAAAAAUGAUGUCAUGAUCAGAAAAGAGGCUUAUGUACACAAGAGUGUAAUGGAAGAACUGAAGAGAAUUAUUGAUGACAGUGAAAUUACAAAAGAAGAUGAUGCUUUAUGGCCUCCCCCUGACAGGGUUGGCCGACAGGAGCUUGAAAUUGUAAUUGGAGACGAACACAUUUCUUUUACCACAUCAAAAAUAGGGUCUCUUAUUGAUGUAAAUCAGUCAAAGGAUCCUGAAGGCCUUCGAGUAUUUUACUAUUUGGUACAGGACCUGAAGUGUUUAGUUUUUAGCCUUAUUGGAUUACAUUUCAAGAUUAAACCCAUCUAAAUUAUGUGUUUUUUGAAGUUGUUUUUAUAUUUAAUUUUGGGAUAGGUAAGGGAGGGUUUGUCAUUUACAGUAUUGGGGUUUUUAUCAAUGUGAACACUUUUGUAUGCAAACUGAAAAUACAUAAAAAGGCUUAAUGGUUAACUUCACUUGGGUCCAAGUGGGUUGGAGAGUCCCCACACACAUUAAAGUCUGUAAAUAAAAGCUGUCUUUUACUGAAAUAAAAGAUAUUGAAGUCUGGUUGGAGAGUGUUUUAUUUUACAGUA
Molecule: messenger RNA, 802 nt
Organism: Talpa occidentalis (Iberian mole)
Lineage: Eukaryota; Metazoa; Chordata; Mammalia; Eulipotyphla; Talpidae
Product: protein mago nashi homolog 2
Exons: 5
Coding region: 93-539 (148 amino acids)
Biological process (GO): RNA splicing
Cellular component (GO): exon-exon junction complex; nucleus; catalytic step 2 spliceosome
Source: RefSeq, a predicted model, not a curated record